Myripristis murdjan (pinecone soldierfish) is the source of this 2269-nucleotide messenger RNA. RefSeq names its product four and a half LIM domains protein 1-like. NCBI's taxonomy places the organism in Eukaryota, Metazoa, Chordata, Actinopteri, Holocentriformes, Holocentridae. The coding region runs from base 121 to 993 and encodes 290 amino acids. The transcript has 6 exons. The record is from RefSeq and is a predicted model, not a curated record. Gene Ontology annotation, biological process: muscle organ development. Gene Ontology annotation, molecular function: transmembrane transporter binding.
AUUUUCUUAAUUACUCCAAUGAGAGGCAGGAGGCAAAACAACAAGAGAAAGAUAAAAAUGGAUAGAAAACUCAGUUCAGCCUAGACCAAGAGCGAUUGCGGCAUCUCUGUUGAGCGGAGGAUGACAGGUCUGAGGCUCCUUGGUGUGACAAUGGCAGACAGCUCUCACUGUUUCUACUGUCGGGAGGACCUCGGCGGGAAGAGGUUUGUCCGCAACGAGGGCAAGCCAGUGUGUGUCCGCUGCCAUGCCAAGUUCUGCGCCAACAACUGCGCCGAGUGCCAUCGACCCAUCGGCGUAGAAUCUAAGGAGCUCAGCCACAAGGGUCGGUACUGGCACGAGGACUGUUUCCGCUGUGUGAAAUGUUACAAGAACUUGGCCAAGGAGCCCUUCAGCACCAAGGACGACCGCAUCAUGUGUGGGAAGUGCUGCUCCAGGGAAGACGCCCCGCGGUGCCAUGGCUGCUAUAAACCUAUACUGGCUGGCAUAGAGAGCGUGGAGUACAAAGGCAACUCAUGGCACGACGAAUGCUUCACCUGCUGCCACUGUAAACGACCAAUAGGAUCGCAGAGUUUCCUUUCCAAAGGGAAUGAUAUUUACUGCAGCCCCUGCCAUGACAGGAAGUUUGCCAAGCACUGUGUCAGCUGCAAACAGCCUAUAACCUCAGGGGGUGUGAACUACCAGGAGCAGCCGUGGCACAGCCACUGUUUUGUGUGCAGCUCCUGCUCAAAGCCUCUGGCAGGGACCAGCUUCACCAAUCAUCAGGACCAGGUCUUCUGUGUCGACUGCUACAAAAACUCUGUGGCUAAGAAGUGCAGCGGCUGCCAAAAACCCAUCACAGGUUUUGGUAAAGGUGUGAAUGUUGUGAAUUUUGAGGGCAGCUCCUGGCACGAGUACUGCUUCAACUGUAAGAGAUGCUCCCUCAGUCUGUCCAACAAGCGCUUUGUGGCCAACGGCAGAGACAUCCUCUGCACCGACUGUGGCAACAAGCAGUGAGGGGACGCCUGAGUGGAGGGGCGGCGCCGUGGCAUCACUCCCUGUCUUAGACAGCGGGCCUGUAAACAGUAUCGAGGCCUGUUCAUGUAAUCCGUUUUCUUUUCUUUUCUUUUUUUUUUUUAAGGUCACAGUGGUAAUUUCAACAUUAUUGGAAGGUGGUAAGGGGUGGAUUUUGUCAUUGCCAGUGGUUUUUAAAGUAAAGUCCAAUGAGAAAAUAUUCUAGGCUUUGUACCCAGCCAACCAUAACCCCAGUUUCUUUGUCUGCUCCAUUUUCCUAGACAUGCACAUACCUAAAACACCAUUCACAAAUCAGUGUAAGCAUCAAAAUGGAACAAUAAUUGGGUUUCUCCAGAAGUCUUACCCCAGUUGAGGAUAUUGACUUUCUCAUUUACAUGGCAUUUUAGAAAUCAGAUAAACGCCUCAAUGUGGCAAGUACGCCAAUUACCUAAGUGCGUGUAAAUACAGUGAAAUUAUAUUUCACUUUUAAAAUAUAUGAAUCUCUGUGUCAUAUAGGAUGUUUAAAAUACAGUCAGUCUUACUCAGGAUAAUGCUGGGUUUUUUUGCACAGGUUUCUUUAAAUUCAUCCUGUGGAGCAGUAUUACCAUGUUUAAAGACAAUAUUGAAAUUUUAGGCUACUGUAACUGUCAAGUCCAAGUAUUCACAGUAAACUUUACAAACACAAUCACUGAAAGUCAAAUUGACACUGGCAGCUGCUCUGUCUGCUUUAGUUUGAAUAUUAGUUCAAUUACACACAAAAAAGACAAAACAGGAAAAUCCCAGAGUUUCAUUAGCUUUAAAAUGAACAUACGACUGAGGAUAUGUGUGUUUGUGUGUGUGUGUGUGUGUGUGUGUGUGUGUGUGUGUGUGUGUGUGUGCAUAUACACUCAUAUAUACAUACAUAUUCAUAUAUACACGCACAUAUGCAAAUGAGUAACUCAUGAUUAUUCUUAUGGAGCUGUUUUGCUUGGUUGCAAAAACUAUUUACUGUGUUUGUGACGUUGGUGUCAACUUAUGGAAUUUUGCCUUUUGUCAUCUUUCUAAAAGGUGAUUAAAAAAAAUCAAAUUUUAAAUAAUAAUCAAUAAACAAACAUGCAGCCAAACAAGUGCAAACAUACAUUUAAAGUUCUAGCUAUAUUUGUAAUUGCGUAUGCUUGCUAUCGGUUAUAAUUAACUAAUCUUUCAUGCACUUUUCUAAGCAAUUUUAUCUUUUACAGUUUGAAUUAUUUUUAUAGCGUGAAAAGAAAAUGUCAAAUUGGAAUAUAUGAAGCAAUCUGCA